AUGGCUGACAGUUCCUCAAUCAACAAUGAAGUAGAGAAUAAUAUUCCCGAAAACACUCUGCCUCCAAAGCAAGAGCAAAAAGGUGUUAUGGUGAUUCUCAUUCAAUCCAAAUCACCUCUUUUUGACUCAAUGGGUCGAACUACUUUUGGUUGUCUCAAUCUGUCCAGAUGUAUAUCUGAGGCAGAGCGGGUUUGGAAUGACCUUGAUCUAUUUAGUACUUACAAAUGGAAGUCAACCGAGGAUGUCAAACACCAUCAACAAACAAUAGAAGAAGGAAGAAUUUUUCAGUUUCUUGCUAGCCUUAAUGAGUAUCUGGAUGAAGUCCGUAGAAGAAUUAUUGGAAGAGCAACCCUACCUUCACUAGGCGAAAUUUUUGCUGAGGUUAGAAGGGAGGAAACCCGCAGGAGCGUGAUGAUAGGAAAGGAAAAAGUUGAUCCAAAUCCUCCUAAGGCCAAUGCUUUGAUUGUGGAUGUUGUCGCCUUUAAGAGUUCAAAUCAGAGGAAAUCAUCUAACCUCUAG
This is a messenger RNA of Vicia faba (fava bean), 519 nucleotides long. The record is from the annotation of a GenBank genome assembly. NCBI's taxonomy places the organism in Eukaryota, Viridiplantae, Streptophyta, Magnoliopsida, Fabales, Fabaceae.